AUGGCCUGGCUCGCCCUGCGCAGCCGCCUCCUCCCCCACUCCGCCGCCGCCGCCGCCACGCCCCACCGGCUCCUGCUCUGCCUCCUCUCCACCGCGGCCCCGCGCCACUCCCACGCCCACCACCACCACCACCACCGCCGCCGCCACUCCCCCACCGCAGUCUACGCCAGCGCGGCCGCGGCCGCCGAGGCGCCGCGCCCCAUGCCGCCCAUCGCCCGCGCCACGCGCCACCCCGGGGGCGCCUCCUCCGUCGCGCGCGUUUACGCCGACGCCAACUCCCAGCGGCCCAAGGAGUACUGGGACUACGAGGCGCUCAGCAUCGACUGGGGGGAGCAGGAUGGCUACGAGGUGCUGCGGAAGGUGGGCAAGGGCAAGUACAGCGAGGUCUUCGAGGGCUUCCGGACCGGGAGCCAAGAGCGGUGCGUCAUUAAGAUCCUCAAGCCCGUCAGGAAGAAGAAGAUAAAGAGGGAAAUAAAGAUACUUCAGAACUUAUAUGGAGGACCGAAUAUUGUUACGCUACUCGAUGUUGUCCGAGACGAUGAUUCAAAGACGCCUAGUCUAGUCUUUGAAUAUGUCGACAAUACCGACUUCAGAGUGCUCUACCCCACUUUUUCAGAUUAUGAUAUCAGAUACUAUAUUUUCGAAUUAUUGAAGGCACUAGAUUUUUGUCACUCACGGGGUAUCAUGCAUCGAGAUGUCAAACCCCACAAUAUCAUGAUUGAUCAUGCGAAACGUCAGCUCCGUCUUAUUGAUUGGGGUCUCGCUGAGUUCUAUCAUCCCAGGAUGGAAUACAAUGUUAGAGUUGCUUCAAGGUGUUAUAAGGGCCCUGAAUUACUUGUGGAUUUGUUAGACUACGAUUACUCAUUAGAUUUGUGGAGCCUUGGUUGCAUGUUUGCAGCAAUGAUAUUCCGUGUGGACCCUUUCUUUCAUGGUCAGGAUAACUACCAGCAAUUAGUCAAAAUAACCAAGGUUCUUGGAACAGAUGAUUUCCACAGCUACCUCGAAAAAUACGGCCUUGAGAUUGACCCACAGCUUGAAAUGCUUGUUGGAAGACACAGAAAGAAGUCAUGGAUAAAGUUUGUUGAUGCAGAGAACAGACACUUAGUGAGCCCUGAGGCAAUCGAUUUUCUAGACAAGCUGCUUCGCUAUGAUCACGAGGAACGGCUUACAGCAAAGGAAGCCAUGGCCCAUCCCUAUUUCAAUCCAGUGAGAAGCUCUGAAAGCACCCAGGAGUAUGGUCAAUAGCGAUUUGCACUGUCGUGCAAGUGACACGACAUAUAUGACAAUUUUUUUGUAAACUGCAUGUCUGAACAUGAACUAACACAGAAUGAGUGUAUUUUAUUUUCGAGGCGCGUGCAUGGUAUAUCCAGAAUAACGCAUUGACUGGGAUGUAAUUGUCACAUUUUUUUUGUUUAUUUGAUUUCAUUCUUAUUUCUCUGUUGCUUCCGAAUAUAUUUUUUUGUAUCAAUAAGAUUCCAUCUCACUAGUUGGUUUUGAAUAGUCUUCA
This is a messenger RNA of Lolium rigidum, 1507 nucleotides long. RefSeq names its product casein kinase II subunit alpha-like. Gene Ontology annotation, cellular component: cytosol; nucleus; protein kinase CK2 complex. The record is from RefSeq and is a predicted model, not a curated record. The coding region runs from base 1 to 1245 and encodes 414 amino acids. Gene Ontology annotation, biological process: protein phosphorylation. The transcript has 10 exons. NCBI's taxonomy places the organism in Eukaryota, Viridiplantae, Streptophyta, Magnoliopsida, Poales, Poaceae. Gene Ontology annotation, molecular function: protein serine/threonine kinase activity; ATP binding.